AUGCUCGUUAACAUAAGGGAUUUACUGAAGAAGAAAGACAAAAUGCCUUUCAAAGGGCUUGGUUCACUGAAAGAAAGAUUUUUUAACCCAGGAAAGGAAGAGGUGAAGAACACCAUUAGUGACUCGCUGGGGAAUCUGAGAAGGAAGAUCGAUGGCACCAACGUGGAGGAGGAGCCCCUGGAGCUGACGGCGGAGGGGCGGCCGGUGCGGGCGAGCAGCCGGCGGCCAGCGCCGUGCGAGUGCUACUGCUGCGGCCUGCCCAAGCGCUACAUCAUCGCCAUCAUGAGCGGCCUGGGCUUCUGCAUCUCCUUCGGCAUCAGGUGCAACCUGGGCGUGGCCAUCGUGGAGAUGGUCAACAACAACACUGUCUAUGUCGACGGGAAGCCAGAGCUGCGGUCAGCCCAAUUCAACUGGGAUCCAGAGACUGUAGGACUCAUUCAUGGCUCUUUUUUCUGGGGUUACAUUGUGACACAAAUUCCAGGAGGGUUCAUCUCAAACAAGUUGGCUGCUAACAGGGUAUUUGGGGCAGCUAUCUUUCUAACAUCUACACUGAACAUGAUCAUCCCUUCUGCAGCAAGAGUGCAUUAUGGCUGUGUGAUGUUUGUAAGAAUUCUGCAAGGUUUGGUGGAGGGUGUCACGUACCCAGCCUGCCAUGGGAUGUGGAGUAAGUGGGCUCCGCCGCUGGAGAGAAGCAGGUUGGCUACCACUUCAUUCUGUGGGUCUUACGCAGGUGCAGUGGUGGCCAUGCCCCUGGCAGGUGUGCUGGUACAGUAUAUAGGAUGGUCAUCAGUCUUUUAUAUUUAUGGAAUGUUCGGGAUUGUUUGGUACGUGUUUUGGCUGCUUCACGCCUAUGAGAGCCCUGCUGCACAUCCAACAAUAACCAAUGAAGAAAGGAUAUAUAUAGAAACAAGUAUAGGAGAAGGAGCCAGCCUAGCUAAUGCUAGUAAAUUUAGUACUCCCUGGAAGAGAUUUUUUACUUCAAUGCCAGUUUACGCAAUCAUUGUGGCAAACUUCUGCAGAAGCUGGACCUUCUAUUUGCUCCUUAUAAGUCAGCCUGCUUACUUUGAAGAAGUCUUUGGAUUUGCAAUUAGCAAGGUUGGUCUUUUGUCAGCAGUCCCUCACAUGGUCAUGACAAUCAUUGUGCCCAUCGGAGGGCAGCUGGCUGAUUUCUUACGGAGCAGGAAGAUCUUAACCACUACCACUGUAAGGAAGGUCAUGAACUGUGGAGGCUUUGGGAUGGAAGCAACCUUGCUUUUGGUGGUUGGUUAUUCUCACACAAAAGGUGUAGCUAUUUCCUUUCUGGUGUUAGCAGUAGGCUUCAGCGGCUUUGCAAUUUCAGGCUUCAAUGUGAAUCACUUGGACAUAGCCCCUCGUUAUGCCAGCAUUCUGAUGGGGAUCUCCAACGGUGUGGGGACGCUGUCGGGAAUGGUGUGCCCACUCAUUGUUGGUGCAAUGACAAAACAUAAGACCCGUGAAGAAUGGCAGAACGUCUUUCUGAUUGCAGCCCUGGUGCAUUACAGUGGUGUGAUAUUCUAUGCUAUCUUUGCUUCUGGGGAGAAGCAGGAAUGGGCUGACCCCGAAAACCUCAGUGAAGAGAAGUGUGGCAUAAUUGAUCAGGAUGAACUGGCUGAAGAAACAGAGAUGAACAAUGAAACUUUUGUAAGUCCCAAGAAAACAUAUGGUGCUACCAGUCAAAAUAGUGAAGUACAGAGAAGGGAAUGGAGGAAGCAAAAGCAAGUAACUCAAGACAUGGAGGAACAGACUUCUUACCAUUAUGAAAAUGGAAAUUUUCAGGAUUUGUCUUAA
Messenger RNA from Cinclus cinclus, 1806 nucleotides. RefSeq names its product solute carrier family 17 member 8 (gene SLC17A8). The coding region runs from base 1 to 1806 and encodes 601 amino acids. Gene Ontology annotation, cellular component: excitatory synapse; synaptic vesicle membrane. Lineage: Eukaryota; Metazoa; Chordata; Aves; Passeriformes; Cinclidae. The transcript has 12 exons. The record is from RefSeq and is a predicted model, not a curated record. Gene Ontology annotation, biological process: neurotransmitter loading into synaptic vesicle; synaptic transmission, glutamatergic; regulation of synapse structure or activity. Gene Ontology annotation, molecular function: L-glutamate transmembrane transporter activity; neurotransmitter transmembrane transporter activity.